AUGUCGUUCAUCAACUGGCGUGUUGCCACCGCAGAAGACCUCGCCACUUUGAAUGUACAGUUGAUUAAAACUGAGCUGCAACGCCGAAACCUCUCCACAACCGGCAACAAGGAGGAACUAAUCGACCGACUUCUGGUUGAUAUCGCGCAAGACCCACCGCCAAACCACGAACCCGCGCCAUGCCUGCCCGCAAAUCCAGCGUCGUUCCCGACCAUGCCAGCGCCUACGACGCCAUUCCCAGCCAUGCCAACCUUCACGUCAGACCCAGCAGAGAACAUGCAGCGCAUGGCAGCUUUUCUUCAACAAAACAUGGCCAUUAUGAUGACCACGAUAGCAACUCACACGAACCCAGUGCACGUGACAACGCUACCAGACCUCUCAGCUUCGCUGCCUACCUUCAAUGGAAGUGGUACCCCUACUUUCAAGCACUGGAUAGAAGAGCUCGAGCGCAUUCAACGACUCGCACGAUGGGAAGACCCAACUCCGCUCGCCAUCGCGCAAGGAAAGCUACGUGGAGUCGCAGCAGACUGGCAUGCCUCAACAGGGCGAGAGCUUACCACAUGGUCCAUCUGGAAGGCCGGACUCCAAGAACAAUUCGGCGAGCAACUUUCGAUCAUACAGUGGCAACAGAAGGUCACAGCCCUCACACAAAAAGCCGGAGAGAGCCUGCAGCAGUACACCUUUGCAAAGCUCAAUAUCGUGUCACGCUGUCCAGUUCCCAUUACUGACAAGGAAUGCAUCGAAUACCUCGUUCAAGGCAUUCGUGACGACCAGGUAGCCACAUCUAUCGUCGUUCAGCGACCUCGUACCGCGGACGAUUUCCUCAGCAUUGUGUCCGAAGUGGACAAAGCAUUGGACCACGCCCGCCUGAUCCGUUCUCCGCAGUCAGCAGAGCAAUUCGCAAGACAGCCCGAACGCCCCCAGCUUCAGAGUGCUACUGCCAACACUGACAGUACUGUGAACUCCUCACAGACUGCUCGACCAUCUACGUUCCAGUACACCACGCACACGACGCAGCCUCCUCGUAUUAACAGUCUACCACCUGCGGACCAAGAGUCGAGGUACGAAGCCAUUUCAGCUAAGUAUGGUUCCCCAGCAUACAGAAGAGGACAAGACUUGAGAGAUGCGGUGUGCUACAACUGUCAAGAGAAGGGUCACCUUGCAAGUAAAUGUACUUCACCAAAGCAACCUUCUGGUGACAACAAGCCGACAGUCCGCAAAGCACCAACAGCCUGUGUUGGCCGUGUCGAUGACACCUUGUAUGGAUCCAAGUUCAGAUGUGCCGUCGCUACCGCUCAAGUCAAAGGACUGGGAGAGAUCAGUGCUUUCCCAGACAGCGGCUCAAAUGUCACCAUUCUUGCAGCAAGAUUAGCAUCUAACCUCAACAUCGAACCGUGGACCAAGCCACCUUUGCUUGUCGUUGGUGGAAGCUCCGUCAUGCCGGAAGGCUCUGUCUUUUUGAGGAUCACCAUUGGACCUCUAUCUGCAGUUGUCGAAGCAGCCGUCCUUGAACGGAAUGCCCUUCCCCUCAUUCUAGGAGAAGAUUGGUUUUAUGCAGCUCAAGCUGAACUCCACUUCAAACCUCCCAAGCUGCCUCCCACGGCAGAGCCGCUUCAAUUCGAGCAUGAGCCAGACGAGAAUGAACCCUUGUGGAGCCAGCUUAACAAGGCAGCCCUAGUUCAACUGGAAACCACAUGCCCCAUAAGCCCACUCCAGACAAGCUCCUCCAGCCCGUUGCCUUCAGACCCACCUGAUAACGUUCCUGACGAUCCCCUGACUGACAUCUACCUCGGAGCUCAGCUCAAUCCCGAAGAACAAGCAGCCGUGAAGCACAUUGUACAACGACAUGCUGGUAUUUUCAGCACCAGCCCUGAAGACAUCGGUCUCUAUGAAGGCAUCGAACACGAGAUCAAGCUGCUGCCUGACGCUAAACCCUACGGUCGACAGCCGUACCGUUACACAGCCAGUGAUAGACAAUUUCUCGAGCAUCAGACAGCGACUCUGCUUGAGAGUGGCAUCAUCCGACCAUUCAUGGCCCAUGGGGCUUCCCGGCAGUGGUAG
This is a messenger RNA of Dermacentor andersoni, 2061 nucleotides long. NCBI's taxonomy places the organism in Eukaryota, Metazoa, Arthropoda, Arachnida, Ixodida, Ixodidae. The record is from RefSeq and is a predicted model, not a curated record.